AUGCCGGUAUCUGGCAGCAACGGCACAGGCCCGGCUGUCGGUCAGGAUCGAGAACCCGCCGGCUCGGCGCCGACGAUCACACGAAAGAUUACCGCGUGUGUCGCGUGUCGCAAGCAAAAGAUCAAGUGUCAUAUGAAAGAUGCGCAACCGCCUUGCACUCGCUGCAAGAAGCGCGGACUACCGUGCACCGUCAAUCGCAGUCUGCAGAUGCUACUCGAAAAUGACAAUCUUUGGAAAGGCCAAAUGGAAAGGAGAAUUGACCGCAUAGAGGCUGUUCUUCGCAACGGCGCUUCUAGCAGCGCCGACUCGGCAGAAAUCCUGCGACUUCUCGAUGGCGAUCAGGACAGUGUAGCUGAUAUCACCACGGCCGCAGACAAGGCUGAUGACACGACAAUGAUCUCGGAGGAACCAGAGCAUUGCAGCACCCAGCUGGAGCCUCUGAAAGAGGCCAACCCCACUGGCAACAAUUGGAGUAUUGUUAUGGAUCUAGAGUCCAGCCCCGGCUCUCUUCCCGGGUUCUACAUCUCACAAGGAGAGGCGCAGCCGCGGCUUGCCAACUGCAGCGACAUUAUAUCGCGCGGCAUCAUCACACUCGAAGCCGCUCAGAGAUACUUUGACGCUUAUCAAACCAGGCUAGAUCACUUCCCCUACCGUAUCCUUGGCGACGUAGAAACGAGAACUCUCGAAAAUGUUCGCUCCUCCUCGCCACUACUCGUUGCCGCCGUGUCCACUGUCGGGGCACUGCAUCUAGCCUCUCCCAACUAUCAAUCGUGCUGCGCCGCCUUUCUCUCGCAGUGCGCCUCGCAGACAUUCUCCAAAGACGUCAACAUUGACGACAUUCGCGCACUCUGCAUCGGCGCAUUUUGGCUGGGCGAGGUUGCAUGGACCCUUGUUGGCACAGCUGUGCGCAUGGCAACCGAGUUGCAGCUGCACAAGAGCUUCUUCAAAGCGCUCCGAGGAGACAAAAAGGCAUAUCUCAAUGCUCGAUUAUACUAUCUCGUAUACAUUUGCGAUCAUCAUUUCAGCAUUCCGUUUGGACGCCCUCCGCUGACGCGACAGUGCGAGGCGAUCCGCAGCGUGAGGAAGUUUCUCGACUUUCCGCACACAACCGAAGAUGAUGCGCGGCUAGUCAGCCAUGUUUUGCGUUGGACUGUUUUAUCCGAAGCCGUGGAUUCCUUUGGUGUGGAUGUUAAUCAGCCGCUGGGCGACACGGAUCUACCUGCGCUACGGCGGUAUAACAUCGCCAUGGACACACUUCGCGCUGAAUGGAUGGAACGAUUUGCGCCGAACCCUCACAUUGGCAACUACCCGCGCAAAGGAGUCGUGCUGCAGUACCACUUCUCCAAGCUAUAUCUAUGCUCGCACGCUUUCCGUGGCAGUGCGACGCGGGCGACACGAAUGCAGACGCAAUCCGCCGAGGUCAUGAUGGAGCUGGACGAAAUUGCCAAUGCCGCCGUGCGGUCUGCCAUGUCAAUCCUGCGCUUGGUAAAUGCGGACGAAGAACUGCAGUCCUUCUUUGACGGCCUGCCCAUCUACUUUGGCACCAUGCUCGCCUUUUCGAUUGUGUUUCUCCUCAAAGUCUCUUCCAAGUACUCUAGCUUCAUCCAGGUCAAUAGCAGCGAGAUCCGGCCACUCAUAUCCGAGACGGUCACGGCGCUGGAAAAGGUCACGUCCAAGAUGCACAGGAGGCAUCUGCUCGUGAGCAUGACCAAGGGUAUGCGCGGGCUUGUGCAGAAGAUGAAGUCACAAGAGGCGCCUGGGCCACUUGCAGAGUCAGGCAUCGAUCCAGCCGAUCAACAGCCUGCGCUGCAGGAUCCUACGCUGAGCUUGGCGGCCGACGGAGAUGAUGUUAUGGGCAUGUUUGGGGAGCCGGCGAAUAAUUUUUUCAUGGGCACCUAUGACUUUUUGAUUGAUCAAGCAGACUUUUCGGAAUUUCUUUGA
This is a messenger RNA of Beauveria bassiana ARSEF 2860, 1941 nucleotides long. Its product is annotated as C6 transcription factor. Bases 1 to 1941 code for a protein of 646 amino acids. Gene Ontology annotation, biological process: DNA-templated transcription; regulation of DNA-templated transcription. The record is from RefSeq and is a predicted model, not a curated record. Gene Ontology annotation, cellular component: nucleus. The transcript is spliced from 3 exons. Gene Ontology annotation, molecular function: DNA-binding transcription factor activity, RNA polymerase II-specific; transcription cis-regulatory region binding; zinc ion binding. Lineage: Eukaryota; Fungi; Ascomycota; Sordariomycetes; Hypocreales; Cordycipitaceae.